Messenger RNA from Soboliphyme baturini, 345 nucleotides. Lineage: Eukaryota; Metazoa; Nematoda; Enoplea; Dioctophymatida; Soboliphymatidae. The record is from the annotation of a GenBank genome assembly.
AUGCCGUAUCGAGUUUCUUUCGUCGUCGAGAUAUUUGACGACGACGUCAAUGCCACCUCGAGUGUGCCGAGUGUUUAUUAUACAGGCGCAAUUUUUAGAGACGGAAUGGCCAAUCGGACGGGCGAUGCCGGAAGACGAAACGGAUCGGAAGCGACCAAAGUAUGCCAGUUCAAACUGGUGCUUCUGGGCGAAUCGGCGGUUGGAAAAUCCUCCCUCGUAUUGCGUUUCGUCAAAGGCCAGUUUCACGAGUAUCAGGAGUCAACAAUUGGAGGUAUCUUUGUAGUUGCUGCGUCUGUUACCUACUGGUCGUUUGUAAUCGUUAAGAAAGUUGCAAUCUGUCAUUAA